UGUUUCUGGCUUAUCAAAAAAAAUUAUUACAUCUAUGAUUCAUAAGAGCUACACUAGAAAAAUAUCUUCAGCGUGCAAUUUUUCCAUUAUGGAAUAUAAAUUAAUAACGGAAGAACGUUUUGACGACGUCGUACGUCAUUUACGUGAUUCGUUUUUUGCUGAUGAACCACUUAAUAAAGCGGCCGGUUUGUGUUGCAAGGGAUUGGGAAAUCGUGAAUUGGAACAGCAUAGCUACGAGACGCUUGAGGAUCAUUUAAGUUUGAUGGCAGUUGACGAAAAUGAUGAAAUUGCUGGGGUUAUUUUGAAUGGUGUGUUAUUACCUGGUGACAUUAAGAGUGCACAAAAGAAGCUGGAAUUAAGCGAUGAUGAAAAUUUCAAAAAGAUAUUUCAAUUACUUUAUUCCCAUAAUCAAAAAGUUAACAUAUUUGAACGCUUCAAUGUGGAUAAGGCUUUUGAUGUGCGCAUACUUUCAGUAGAUGGGCGCUUUCGCGGACAAGGCAUAGCCAAGGAAUUGGUGCGACGUAGUGAACAAGUAGCUAGAGAUUUUGAAUUUAAGUUAAUGAAAGCCGAUGCAACAGGUAUAUUUUCACAGAAGAUACUUAAGUCAAAUGGUUUUGAACUACUUAUUGAGCAGUAUUACAAUAAAUACACAGAUGAGUUUGGAUAUCCUGUGCUUAAUGUGGAAUCUCCACACAUUAAACUACAAUUGCUUUACAAAUAUUUAGAUUAAAUCAAAAUAUAUACUUUUUUAUGCAUUUCAAAUAUUUAUUAAAAGUAGUUUUAAAUCAUAAAUCAAGAUAUAUAUUGAAA
Molecule: messenger RNA, 810 nt
Organism: Teleopsis dalmanni
Lineage: Eukaryota; Metazoa; Arthropoda; Insecta; Diptera; Diopsidae
Product: dopamine N-acetyltransferase-like
Exons: 4
Coding region: 35-730 (231 amino acids)
Molecular function (GO): N-acetyltransferase activity
Source: RefSeq, a predicted model, not a curated record